ACGUACGACGUUGAUGUGACCCACAAAGUGACGUUCACCGUGCAAAUUGGCAAUGACACCGCCGCCAUUUCCCAACUGGUGAUUGGCCUUUUUGGAAAGAUCGCUCCAAAAACUGUGGAAAAUUUCGCCGUGCUCGCCUCUGAGGCGGGCUUCCAGGGCAAGUCCUACAAGAACAGCACCUUCCACCGGGUGAUUCCCUCCUUCAUGAUCCAGGGCGGCGACAUAACCAGCGGCGAUGGCCGGGGCACCUUCUCCAUCUACGGAGAGAGCUUUGAGGAUGAGAACUUUGUGCUGAACCACGGUCAGGCGGGCGUGCUGAGCAUGGCCAACGCCGGCAAGGACACCAAUGGCAGUCAGUUCUUUAUCACUCUGGUGCCGACGCCCUGGCUGGACGGCCGGCACACCGUCUUCGGUGUCGUCCUCGACCGAGCCAGCCUCGAUGUCGUCUUCCGAAUUGGCAGCGUCCAGACGGACAAGGAAGACAAACCGGUGGAGGAGGUUCGCAUCGUCCACACCAAAGUGGAGGAGGUGCAGGAGAAGGCGACACUGGAAUAG
Rhagoletis zephyria (snowberry fruit fly) is the source of this 555-nucleotide messenger RNA. The record is from RefSeq and is a predicted model, not a curated record. Lineage: Eukaryota; Metazoa; Arthropoda; Insecta; Diptera; Tephritidae.